AUGGUGCGCUGCGGUUGCGUGUUGUUCCGAAAGUAUGGAAACUUCAUUGAUAACGUAAGAGUCUUCACCAAGGGAGGAAGUGGUGGAAUGGGCUAUCCUCGAUUAGGUGGAGAAGGUGGAAAAGGUGGUGACGUCUGGGUUGUAGCUGAAAAAAAUAUGACUUUAAAACAACUUAAAGACAAAUAUCCUCAGAAAAGAUUUGUGGCUGGAGGAGGAGCGAACAGUCGGGUUAGUGCACUGAAAGGCUCCAAAGGAAAAGAUUGUGAAAUUCCUGCACCUAUAGGCAUUUCAGUAACUGAUGAAAAUGGAAAAAUUAUAGGAGAACUCAAUAAAGAGAAGGACAGAAUUUUGGUAGCUGAAGGAGGUCUUGGUGGCAAAUUACUUACAAAUUUCUUACCAUUGAAAGGGCAGAAACGGAUAAUUCACCUUGAUCUAAAACUUAUAGCUGAUGUAGGCCUCGUAGGAUUUCCAAAUGCUGGAAAAUCUUCUUUGCUAAGUCAGGUUUCUCAUGCAAAACCUGUGAUUGCAGAUUAUGCAUUUACAACAGUAAAGCCUGAACUUGGAAAGAUUAUGUACAGUGAUUUCAAACAGAUAUCUGUAGCUGAUCUUCCAGGCUUGAUAGAAGGAGCACAUAUGAACAAAGGAAUGGGCCACAAAUUCCUGAAGCAUAUAGAAAGAACUAAACAGCUACUUUUUGUUGUUGAUAUUUCUGGAUUUCAGCUUUCUCCUCAAACUCAAUACAGAACUGCCUUUGAAACAGUAAUACUUCUUACAAAAGAGUUGGAGUUGUACGAAGAGGAACUUCAAACAAAACCUGCACUUCUGGCAGUUAAUAAAAUGGAUUUGCCAGAUGCCCAAGAUAGAUUCCAUGAACUGAUGAACCAACUCCAGAAUCCUAAAGAUUUCCUGCACUUGUUUGACAAAAACAGGAUUCCAAAGAAGACUAUGGAGUUCCAGCAUGUCAUUCCAAUCUCUGCAAUUACUGGAAAAGGAAUUGAAGAAUUAAAGAACUAUAUAAGAAAAUCACUGGAUGAACAAGCCAACCAGGAAAAUGAUGCCUACCUUAAAAAACAGUUGCUUAACUUAAGAAUAUCUAAUACAGCAUCUUAUAGUGAGCCACCGUCAAAUCAUGUUAUUAGUAUUUCCUGA
Molecule: messenger RNA, 1149 nt
Organism: Orycteropus afer afer
Lineage: Eukaryota; Metazoa; Chordata; Mammalia; Tubulidentata; Orycteropodidae
Gene: GTPBP10
Product: GTP binding protein 10
Exons: 10
Coding region: 1-1149 (382 amino acids)
Cellular component (GO): mitochondrion
Molecular function (GO): GTP binding; magnesium ion binding; GTPase activity
Source: RefSeq, a predicted model, not a curated record